ACUGUCCCGUGACCAGCACAUAACAAAUAGCAAGUAACUAGAUGAGUGUGCAAGUAGGUCAAUGUUCAUUGUAAUUGGGAGAAUACACAUGUAGAUUUGAAUGAAAACUGGUCAGAUUGCGGCAUUAUAAUUUCUACCUUUUAUGAGCUAUUGGAGAAUUUAUCUGUAGCCUAUGCUAACUAUAGCCAGUAGUUUUCUAAUCUAGUUAGAUCAACUAACAAAGCACAGUUGUGUAUGCUUUUAUAUUACUUUGCGAUAACUUGCAGAGAUCGUUCAGCUGUAAACUGAAAUAACGGAGCAGUGGGCUACAGUAGGCAGCCAGAUGCAGACGGUGAGUGUUUAACAACCGGAAGUGCGCGCGCUUAUUCCCACUGACGGAGAAUAGGGUUACAAAAAAGGACGUCUAGACCAUCUAAAUAUACAAUAGGCUUCUCCCGAAGGCCAUGUCUAAUGAACACGCACCCCUCCUUGCCCAUGGGGUGUGUGGUCUGUCUGUAGACACAGCAGUAUGUGGCAUGGGGGGGUCAGAGGGCACUGGGGAGGCCAGCACUCCUAAUGCUGUACCCCGAAAACUCAACACAUUCUUCGGGGUGAUAGUGCCCACCGUCCUCUCCAUGUUCAGCAUAGUCCUCUUCCUCAGAACUGGGUUUGUGGUUGGUCAUGCGGGGCUCUUGCAGGGUCUUGUGAUGCUGCUUGUAGCCUACAUCAUUAUCUCCCUCACCAUCUUGUCCAUCUGUGCUAUUUCCACCAAUGGUGCUGUGCAGGGAGGCGGGGCCUAUUUCAUGAUCAGUCGAUCGUUGGGCCCAGAGUUUGGAGGAAGCAUUGGCCUCAUGUUCUUCCUUGCCAAGGUGUGCGCGUGUGGAGUGUAUGUGCUUGGUCUGGUAGAGGCCAUACUUGACAUAUUUGGUCAGGAUCCAGCGUCCUCCUCUGCAUUGCGGGUGCUUCCCCAGGGAUACUGGUACACAGUGCUGUACUCUUCCAUAGUUCUCCUGCUGGUUCUGUUGGUGUGCCUAGUGGGCGCCCACAUCUUCGCCCGCACCUCCUUUCUCAUCCUGCUGGUGGUGACCAUCUCCUUGCUGUCCAUCUACAUCAGCCCCCUGGCGCUGACCACGCCCCUAAACUUCCUCAUCUCCCACCAGGGCCCUGGCAACCAUACCCUCACCUACAAUGCCAGCUACACAGGCUUCAACGGCACAACACUGAGGGACAACCUGGGCUCGAGCUACACUGUGGACUAUAGCACCGGUAAAGUAAUGUCAUUCGCUUCCGUGUUCGCUGUCAUGUUCACCAGCUGUACCGGAAUCAUGGCCGGAGCCAACAUGUCAGGAGAGCUGAAGAACCCCAGUGCUGCCAUUCCCAAAGGCACCAUUAUUGCAGUCCUCUACACCUGCAUAGUCUAUGUCCUGCUCUUCAUCCUGGCCAGCUCCACAUGUGAAAGGACCCUGUUGGUUCAGGAUUACGGGUUCUUCCAGCGUAUAAACAUCUGGCCGCCAUUUGUAACCAUUGGGAUCUACUGUUCCGCCCUAUCAGCAGCCAUGUGCUCUCUGAUUGGGGCAUCCCGGAUCCUCCAUGCCCUUGCACUGGACCAGCUGUUUGGUUUUCCAUUGGCUCCUGCUGCUAUCACUUCCAGCUCUGGUAACCCAUGGGUGGCAGUGCUGUACACCUGGGGGUUGGCACAGUGUGUGGUGUUUGCAGGCCAACUUAAUGCAAUAGCUGGCCUUGUGACAGUGUUCUACCUCCUGGCCUAUGCUGCUGUCGACUUGGCCUGUCUGGCUCUGGAAUGGGCAUCGGCCCCCAACUUCAGGCCCACCUUCCAGGUGUUCUCCUGGCACACAUGUCUGCUGGGCAUUCUGAGCUGUCUGGUGAUGAUGUUUGUGAUUAAUCCUGUCUACUCUUCAGCCAGCAUCAUCCUCCUCUUGCUGCUGUUGCUAUUCCUGCACUACAGAUCACCCACCAGCAGCUGGGGAUACAUCAGCCAGGCUCUCAUCUUCCAUCAGGUGCGUAAGUAUCUGCUGAUGCUGGACGUGAGGAAGGACCAUGUGAAGUUCUGGAGGCCCCAGGUGUUGUUGAUGGUGGCCAACCCUCGCUCCUCCUGCCAGCUCAUCAACUUUGUCAAUCAGCUGAAGAAGGGCGGCCUGUUUGUGCUGGGACACGUGAAGCUGGGAGAUCUGGACACCCUGCCCUCUGACCCUGUCCAGCAGCAGUAUAACUUCUGGUUGAGUCUGGUGGAUAAGCUGGGGGUGAAGGCCUUUGUGGACCUGACUCUGUCCUCCUCUGUGAGGCAGGGCACACAGCAUCUGCUGCGCAUCACUGGCCUGGGCGGCAUGAAGCCCAACACUCUGGUCUUGGGGUUCUACGACAGUUGCACCCCUGAGGACUACUUCCUCCAAGACCCUGCCUUCUAUGAGUCAGAAGAGGCCGGAGGGGAUGAUUUUGGUGUAGAUCUGCCCUCCCUGCAAGCCCACUUCCCUCCAGUCCGCCAUGUGGAGAGCCCACGCUGGCUCACGCCAGAGGAGUAUGUGGGAAUCAUCUCGGAUGCCAUCAAGAUGAGUAAGAACGUGUGUCUGGGCCGCUACUUCUUCCAGCUGCAGGGGGAGAGCAUGGGGACCAAGAUGGACGGGGCUGAGAGGAUCAUCGACGUGUGGCCCCUCAACCUGCUGCGUCCGGGCAGCACCUCAGCAGCCUCUGUUGACGUGUGCAGCCUUUUCCUGCUGCAGAUGGCGUGUGUCCUCAACAUGGCCAGCAGAUGGCGCCAUGCCAGAAUGAGAAUAUUUCUGUGUGUGGAGGCAGAGUCAAGCGACCAGAGCUGGGUGGUUAAAGAGGAGACCUUCCGGGAGCUGUUGAGGAAGCUGAGGAUCAGGGCCUCCAUCAAGAUAGUGCCUUGGGACUCUGUGGUGCAGCUGUACGGACAGAAACAGACACAGGACACAGAGCUGGGGGAGCUGGGCCUGACAAGGCCGGCCCCAGCCCUCUCAGAGGACUUCCUGUCUGCAGUCAACUGCCUGCUGAUGGAGCACAGUGCUCAGGCUGCUGUCCGCUUCCUGUAUUUACCACGCCCCCCUACUCACUCUGGCCAAUCACAACAAUACCUUAGUCAGUUGGAAGCUGUGACUCACGGUUUAGGCCCAACCCUCUUGAUUCAUGGUCUCACCCCAGUCACGUGCACUGAGCUUUGAGUGUGUCACUGUGUGUUUAUGGGAUCAAUAUGUCAUGUAGCUAACUCAAUCCUGAACAUAAUAGAAAGGGCAGUCUGUUGAAUGCUUAACAUAUGAGGUACAUGAUGUAUGUGUUAGUUAGACAAUAAACACAUAGGCAUGCUACACAACAGGACCUAUUAGCAUAGCUCUGUUCUGUAGGCACAUAGUUUCACAUCUUGUAAUGUAACUCAUUUACACAUCUACUAAUUUCAUUAAUGAAUACAUUCGGCACCUAGUCAGUCACAGUAAAAAAAUCCUUCUUUAAGCUGUCUCCUCCCUUUCAUCUACACGGAUUUAAAUGGAUUUAACAAGUGACCUCUAUAAGGAAUCAUAGCUUUCACCUGGAUUCACCUGGUUAGUCUGACAUGGUUUGUACACUGUGUAUAUUUAUUUGUUCAUACUGUAAUUUAAUGGAGUAGAAGAAGAGUUGAGUUCCAACUCUGGAUUCUGAAAUGGAGGAAAGGCUACAUAUGUUUACUCGCUAUGAAAACUAGAAUUUUGUGUUCAUUUAUUUGAUGUUGAACACAUUCUCUUUCCAUUGACCCCUUUUCCCAGCAUAUUCCUCUUCAGAUUGUGACCCAGUUUGGGAGAGCUCACGACUGUCUGGACCACAUGAGCUCUUAGGAGUUUAGGUCAUUCAUUAAUUGGUCAUGCUUGAAAUGCUACUUUUCUGGACUAUUAUCUGGUCCAUGAUGGAACAUGAGUUCAAAGUUCCUGACCCUGCUCCUAACUAGAUGAGUCCCUAAUGCUUGACAAUAUUAUGUAAUGUUACACAACCACCAAUGCACUAACAGGCAGAUUAAAUAUCAAUUGCUAAUUUA
Molecule: messenger RNA, 4018 nt
Organism: Oncorhynchus gorbuscha (pink salmon)
Lineage: Eukaryota; Metazoa; Chordata; Actinopteri; Salmoniformes; Salmonidae
Product: solute carrier family 12 member 9-like
Exons: 14
Coding region: 444-3176 (910 amino acids)
Biological process (GO): potassium ion homeostasis; chloride ion homeostasis; potassium ion import across plasma membrane
Cellular component (GO): membrane
Molecular function (GO): potassium:chloride symporter activity
Source: RefSeq, a predicted model, not a curated record